Messenger RNA from Lytechinus variegatus (green sea urchin), 5577 nucleotides. RefSeq names its product serine/threonine-protein phosphatase 6 regulatory ankyrin repeat subunit C-like. The transcript has 4 exons. The record is from RefSeq and is a predicted model, not a curated record. Bases 1 to 5577 code for a protein of 1858 amino acids. Gene Ontology annotation, molecular function: protein binding; transcription cis-regulatory region binding. Gene Ontology annotation, cellular component: nucleus. Gene Ontology annotation, biological process: positive regulation of transcription by RNA polymerase II. Lineage: Eukaryota; Metazoa; Echinodermata; Echinoidea; Temnopleuroida; Toxopneustidae.
AUGGGAGUAAAUACUGAUGGGGAGGAGGUGAAUCCAGAAACAUCACUUCGGGAUGAUAAUCAGCACACAACAGGGUUUCGGCCGAUGGAACACAAGACAGAGCAUGCUAGAAGCAAGGAGAGCUUUCUUUUAGACGAUGAUUGUACUGGGGGAAUUCAAGAUCCAAAACUAACGGGUGCAACGGACACCUCCUUCAUCUCACCUCAACAGCAGAUGUCAUCAAAAAAUAGGUCUGUGGUUUCCAUUAAAGAAAAACCGACAUCUGUCGCAACCUGCAACUCUUGUCCAUCAGAUGACAUGUGUGCCCAACAAAAGGAAUGCAAGUUGCAACCAUUUGAUAUCACUAAGAUCUUAGACACCGACAUUAAUGGUGCUUGGGAAGAUUGGGAUAAAGCAUACAAAACACUGCUCGAUGAAACAUUCUCUAGUGAUGGGAAUGGACCUGCACACGAAUUACCACUCAAUCCGGCGCUCAAUCCUGAUAUAGACAAGGUGGAUGAUGAAGGAUAUACUCUCAUGUACAAGGCAGCCUUAGUAGGUAAUCUAAAAAAGGUUGAGUAUCUUAUUUCACAAGGAGCGAACAUAGAGUCACCAAGCAAGGGUGGACUUCAGCCUCUUCAUGUGGCAGCUAGAGAAGGGCAUGCUGAUAUUGUGGAUUGCCUCAUUCUGCACGGAGCGGAUCCUAGUGUCCAAUGUGAAAUGGGUCAAACACCUCUUCACAGAGCAGCAGUAAAUGGGCAUAUCUGCAUCUUGAAAAGUCUUAUUGCAGAAGGGGUCAAUGUCAACAAGGCUGAUAAGCAAGGUUGGACAUCAUUCAAUGCUGCCAUUGCAUACGGUCAUCUAGUAGCUGCCAAAUAUCUCAUGGAUAAAGGUGCCAAGCAGCACAAAUAUGAUGGAGCGACCCCACUAUAUGAUGCAGCUGAAUUGGGUCAUUUAGAUAUCGUGGAAUUCUUCAUUUCCAAUGGGGGUGAUGUUAAUGAAGAAAAUGAUAAUGGGACAAUCCCAUUACAUGGAGCUGCUAUUAAGGGUGACCUGAAGAUCAUGAAAUAUUUCAUUCAACAGGGGUCUGAUGUGAACAAAGCUGAUUCAAAUGGUUGGACACCAUUCAAUGCUGCUAUUCAAUAUGGCCAUCUAGAAGCUGUCAAAUAUCUCAUGGAUAUAGGAGCCAGGCAGAACAUGUAUGGUGGAAUGACCCCACUCUAUGCUGCAGCUCAGUUCGGUCAUUUAGACAUCGUGGUAUUCUUCAUUUCCAAUGGAUCUGAUGUGAAUGAAAUUGACGAUAAUGGGAGGAUCCCAUUACAUGGAGCUGCUAUCAAUGGUAACGUGGAGAUCAUGGAAUAUCUCAUUCAACAAGGGUCUGAUGUGAACAAGGCUGAUACACAAGGUUGGGCACCAUUUAUUGCUUCCAUUCAAUACGGUCGUCUAAGAGCUGUGAAAUAUCUCUUAAAUAAAGGAGCCAAGCAGAACGGAUAUGAUGGCAUGACCCCACUUUAUGCUGCAGCUUUAUUAGGUCAUUUUGAUAUCGUGAAAUACUUAAUUUCUAAUGGCGCUGAUGUAAAUGAAGAAGAUGAUAAUGGAAGGAUUCCUCUUCAUGGAGCUACUAUUAACAGUAACAUGAUGAUCAUGGAAUAUCUCAUUCAACAAGGCUCUAAUGUGAACAAGGCCGACAAGGAAGGUGGAACACCAUUCAAUGCUGCCAUUCAAUACGGCCAUUUGGAAGCUAUGAUCUAUCUCAUAGAUAAUGGAGCCAAGCAGAACAGGUAUGGUGGAAUGACCCCACUCUAUUUUGUAGCUCAAUUUGGUCAUUUCGAUAUCCUGGAAUACCUCAUUUCCAAUGGGGGUGAUGUUAAUGAAGAAAAUGAUAAUGGGACAAUCCCAUUACAUGGAGCUGCUAUUAAGGGUGACCUGAAGAUCAUGAAAUAUUUCAUUCAACAGGGGUCUGAUGUGAACAAAGCUGAUUCAAAUGGUUGGACACCAUUCAAUGCUGCUAUUCAAUAUGGCCAUCUAGAAGCUGUCAAAUAUCUCAUGGAUAUAGGAGCCAGGCAGAACAUGUAUGGUGGAAUGACCCCACUCUAUUUUGUAGCUUUAUUAGGUCAUUUUGAUAUCGUGAAAUACUUAAUUUCUAAUGGCGCUGAUGUAAAUGAAGAAGAUGAUAAUGGAAGGAUUCCUCUUCAUGGAGCUACUAUUAACGGUAAUAUGAUGAUCAUGGAAUAUCUCAUUCAACAAGGCUCUAAUGUGAACAAGGCCGACAAGAAAGGUGAAACACCAUUCAAUGCUGCCAUUCAAUACGGCCAUUUGGAAGCUGUGAUCUAUCUCAUAGAUAAUGGAGCCAAGCAGAACAGGUAUGGUGGAAUGACCCCACUCUAUUUUGUAGCUCAAUUUGGUCAUUUCGAUAUCCUGGAAUACCUCAUUUCCAAUGGGGGUGAUGUUAGUGAAGAAAAUGAUAAUGGGACAAUCCCAUUACAUGGAGCUGCUAUUAAGGGUGACCUGAAGAUCAUGAAAUAUUUCAUUCAACAGGGGUCUGAUGUGAACAAAGCUGAUUCAAAUGGUUGGACACCAUUCAAUGCUGCUAUUCAAUAUGGCCAUUUGGAAGCUGUGAAAUAUCUCAUAGAUAAUGGAGCCAAGCAGAACAGGUAUGGUGGAAUGACCCCACUCUAUUUUGUAGCUCAAUUUGGUCAUUUCGAUAUCCUGGAAUACCUCAUUUCCAAUGGUGCUGAUGUGAAUGAUGAGAAUGAUAAUGGGAUGAUUCCAUUACAUGGAGCUGCUAUUAACGGUAACACGAAGAUCAUGGAAUAUCUCAUUCAACAAGGCUCUAAUGUGAAAAAGGCCGACAAGGAAGGUGGAACACCAUUCAAUGCUGCCAUUCAAUAUGGCCAUUUGGAAGCUGUGAAAUAUCUCAUAGAUAAAGAAGCCAAGCAGAACGGAUAUGGUGGAAUGACCCCACUUUAUGUUGCAGCUCUGUUAGGACAUUUAGAUAUCGUGAAAUACUUCAUUUCUAAUGGCGCUGAUGUAAAUGAAAAUAAUGAUAAUGGAAAGAUUCCUCUUCAUGGAGCUACUAUUAACGGUAACAUGAUGAUCAUGGAAUAUCUCAUUCAACAAGGCUCUAAUGUAAACAAGGCCGACAAGGAAGGAGGAACACCAUUCAAUGCUGCCAUUCAAUACGGCCAUUUGGAAGCUCUGAAAUAUCUCAUAGAUAAAGGAGCCAAGCAGAACAGAUAUGAUGGAAUGACCCCACUUUAUACUGCAGCCCAAUUAGGUCGUUUAGAUAUCGUAAAAUUCUUCGUUUCAGAUCCCGCUGAUGUGAAUGAAAGAAAUGAUAAUGGGAGGAUCCCAUUGUUUGGAGCUACUAUUAAUGGUAAUAUGAAGAUCAUGGAGUAUCUCAUUCAACAAGGGUCUGAUGUGAACAAGGCUGAUUCAGAGGGUGGGACCCCAUUCAAUGCUGCGAUUGACUGCGGUCGUCUAGAUGCUGUCAAAUAUCUCUUAGAUAAAGGAGCUAAGCAGAACAGAUAUGAUGGAGUGACCCCUCUUCAUGCUGCAGCUCUAUUAGGUCAUUCCGAUAUCGUGACAUUCUUCGUUUCCAAUGGCGCUGAUGUGAAUGAAGAAGAUGAUAAUGGAAUGAUUCCUCUUAAUGGAGCUGUUUUCAGCGGUGAUAUGAAGAUCAUGGAAUAUCUCAUUCAACAAGGCUCCGAUGUGAACAAGGCUGAUACAAAGGGAUGGACACCAUUCAAUGCUGCCAUUCAACACGGUCGUCCAGAAGCUGUCAAAUAUCUCAUAGAUAAAGGAGCCAAGCAGAACAGGUAUGGAGGAAUGACCCCACUCUAUAUUGCAGCACAAGCCGGUCAUUUAGAUGUAGUCAAAUUAUUGAUAUCCAACGGUGCUGACGUCAAUGAGGUAGAUGACGAAGGAAUUAUCGUUCUUCACGCUGCUGCCCGAAACGGAAACAUCGAAAUCAUUGAGUAUCUCAUUCAGCAAGGCUCUGAUGUAAACAAGGCAGGCAACAUUGGGCUUACACCACUGAAUGCAGCAAUCAUUGAAGGCCGUCUGGAAGUUGUUAAAUUUCUGCUCGCUAAAGGAGCCAAUUAUGUCAGUUAUGAAGGUAUGACUCCACUUUACAUCGCAACACAAUACGACCAUAUCGACGUAGUGAAAUUCCUAGUAUCCAAGGGAUUUAAUGUGAACGAAGGGACUGAAUGCGGGAAAUCUCCACUCCAUGCAGCAUGUUACAAUGGCAACAUUGAUAUGGUAGACCUCCUACUUCUCAACAAUGCUAAUGCUAAUCAACAAGAUCAAGAUGGAUGGACGCCACUCCAAGCCGCUGUACAAGAAGGAUAUCAGCACAUAUCCGAUUACCUUUUAGUACAUGGGGCACACAUGAAGGAUAGUGAUGUUUUGGCAUUGAUGCAUACGUCGCCAAACACAGGUCAUUAUACGCUAACAGAAGGAAUCCUGAAUAUACACGACAUUGCUGAAGAUGAGACACGAGUACAAAACCAAAAUGAUCAUCAGACAGCCAUGAAAGAAGAAUGUGUAAUGGCAUCCAUGACGGACCUCGAGAAGCGGUUAAAGACAACACAUACCAAACAAUCCAAACUACAAGUGCAAAAUAUCUAUAACGGGAAUACAUUCAUCCAAGCUGACACCGAAGAUGAAAGAUGCGCUGAACUCUCGUUGAGGGCUUUCUCCACUGGGGCUUAUAAAGCUGAUGAUCGCGCCAAUCAGGAGCUUUAUCCUUUUCUUGAUGCCAAGUCGAAAUCUCCUGAAAAAUCUGAAAAUGGUUCGACCCGGGAUGACAUUGACGCAGUACAGAACAACAUGACUAGGAAACAAUACAACCUAGCCAAUGAUACAAGCCGUCGUGACUCGCAAGUUGAAGAUGGAUGGACGCAAAUUCAAGCCGCUAGACAAAAAAGCCACCUACAAGAUACUGAGCAUCACCCAGUGUGUGAGACACACAUUGUGGAUAAGGAUGGCAUGACUUCAGAACAGGCGCCGCCAAACAUGGAUCAUUCCACACAAAUAGAAGGAAUUCCGGGUACUGAUGCCCGUGCUCAAAUAGCGACACAAGAUCAACAAUAUAAAGGCGAUCAAACUGCAAUCACAUCAGAAUUCACGACAUACAUGGUAGACCACAAUACGCAAUCACGUGCAACAAAUACAGAACAAUCCAAACUACGCAUGCACAAUAUCUACGAUAGCAAUGCAUUUAUCCAAGCUGGCAUAGGAGAGGAAGGAUGUACUGAACCCUCGUUAAGGGCUCCAUCCACUAGGGCACAUAGGGCUAAGGAUAGCGCCAAUCUGGAGUCUGGUGUCAAGUCGAAAUCUCGAGACAAAUCAGAACAUGGUUUGACCAAGGAUGGCAUUGAAACAGUAGAGAACAGCAUGGCUAGGAAACAAUACAACCGAAGCAAUGAUACAAGCCGUCCAGUCUCGCUCGGACCUCAGAAUUGGCAAUUCAGCGGAUUUGACCCACCAAUUCUCCGAACACAGAAACACUCCAUGACCAGUGGCCAAAAUUCAGAAGACCCACGGUCGAGAUUGCAUCUCUUAACUGAAGAGAUUGGACAAACCAGAGUCUGA